Molecule: messenger RNA, 3435 nt
Organism: Loxodonta africana (African savanna elephant)
Lineage: Eukaryota; Metazoa; Chordata; Mammalia; Proboscidea; Elephantidae
Gene: BKGD
Product: chromosome 7 C11orf54 homolog
Exons: 7
Coding region: 718-1671 (317 amino acids)
Cellular component (GO): nucleus
Molecular function (GO): hydrolase activity, acting on ester bonds; zinc ion binding
Source: RefSeq, a predicted model, not a curated record
GAAAUCAGGUUUAUAUUUAAGGAUUAUUUUAAAUUAUCCACAGAGAAAAGAUGUUUUUCCACCUUACAGGCUAAAUUAUGCUUAAUUUCUGUGCUCAUUUUUUAUCUUAUAUUGGUCAAACUUAACUUUAUACCCUGUGGAAAGAGACUUUGUUUUAUGCAUUUUUAUAAUCUUCACAAUUUAAACAGAUAUUCAUUAUGCUAGAAUCCUUGAUAUCACAUGGUGGUGGUGUUUUUAUUUGUUCAAGUGUCUGUUACAGGAAUUUAAUUGUUAUGUUUUUAUUUAUUUAUUUAAAAUCAGAAGGGAUCUUAAGAGCCUUGUAUUCGAAUCAUCAAUUUAAUACUUAUUUGCCAGGUGAUGAUCUGGCCAAUAUCUUAAGUGAGAAGGAAGGGAAAUUAAAUUGGUUGAGUAAAUAUAAUUUUUCAGACAGUGUGAUAGACACGUAUACUUGAUCUGUUAAUCAAUUUUUAUAAUAACACUACCAGAUUAUAGAUGAGAAAAGUAAAGCUCAGAGGUUAAGUAAGCCCAACCUGACCUAGUUUGUAAUUGAAAUUCACAUCUAGGUCUGUCUGCUUCCAAAGUCCUAUUUGCUUCCAAAGUCCAAGCUUCUUCCAUUAUACCCUGCUGUGGUGAGGAAUUUAGAGAUAAACUAUCUCAGUGUUCCUUUAUUAUAUAAUUGACAUCUUUCUUAAAAGCCAAUUUGCCAUACCUAAUAACAUGUUUAGUACUUCUCUUCUUCCUCCUAGUUUGUUGUGUAGUGUCUCGAGUCUUCAGAGCUUGCAAGUGGCCAUUCAAGGCACAGCAAUUGAUGUCCAUUUGCCUGGAGCAACAGAGGAUCAAGGAGAGUCAGGAAUAGGAAGAGAAAAUAGAACGUUUGGCAUCUGUGGGAAAACUAGAAUUGCAGAUGUAGGAGGUGUGCCUUACUUAUUGCCUCUUGUAAACCUAAAAAAAGUUUAUGAUCUGAAUAAGAUUGCAAAAGAAAUCAAGCUGCCUGGAGCUUUCAUUUUUGGAGCAGGGGCAGGCCCAUUUCAGACUCUUGGGUUCAAUGCUGAGUUUAUGCCAGUUGUUCAAACGGAGAGUGAACACAAACCUCCUGUGAAUGGAAGUUACUUUGCCCGUGUUAACCCUGCAGAUGGAGGGUGCCUGCUAGAGAAAUACAGUGAGAAAUAUCAUGAUUUUGGGUGUGCAUUAAUGGCUAAUCUUUUUGCCAGUGAGGGCCAACCUGGCAAGGUCAUUGAGGUGAAAGCCAAAAGAAGAACUGGAGAACUUAACUUUGUGACUUGUAUGAGACAGACUCUUGAAAAACAUUACGGAGAUAAGCCUGUAGGUAUGGGAGGUACUUUCCUCGUUCAGAAGGGGAAGGUGAAAACUCACAUUAUGCCUGCAGAAUUUUCUUCCUGCCCAUUGAACUCUGAGGAAGACGUGAAUAAAUGGUUGAAUUUUUAUGAGAUGAAGGCUCCUUUGGUUUGUCUGCCAGUUUUUGUCUCCAGAGACCCAGGGUUUGAUUUGCGAUUGGAGCACACUCAUUUUUUCAGUCAUCAUGGAGAAGGUGGACACUACCAUUAUGAUACUACCCCAGAUACCGUGGAGUAUCUUGGAUAUUUCGUACCUGCAGAGUUUCUCUUUCGUAUUGAUCAACCAAAAGAGACCCAUUCAUUUGGGCUAGAUUAAAUCAGCUGACACUCAUUUAGAAAAAGAAAUAAUUAAGGUUUACUUCUUAAAUUUAAAAUCAGGCUCAUUAAUUGAUACUAAUAUAAAAUCCAAUGGAAAUGAUCUCAGUACUAAACCUCAUUUUUUUGGCAUUUGAAAUGAAGGAGCAUAUUGAAACUGUGUUCUAUAUUUUAUAAAUCUAUUUUAGAGAAAUCACUGUGAACAAAGAUGCAUAAUUGAGAUGUUCUUCAUUGUUUUUAUUCUAUAGUAUCAGCAAAAUCAGUCAUGGUUCACGCCUGUUAUGGAUUGAAUUGUGUCCCCCAAAAUGUGUGUUGUAAAUCCUAACCUCCGUGCCCCUUGGUUAUAAUCCCAUCUGGGAAUGGAUUGUCUUUGUUAUGUUAAUGAGGCAGGGUUAGUGUAGGGUGUAUCUUGAGUCAAUUUCUUUUGAGAUAUAAAAGAGAUUAAACAAGCAAGCAAGAGAAGCAGAGAUGGGGGAAGACACUUGCCAAGCCACAUGAAGAUUGCCCAGGACCAGAAGCUCAAAGAGAUAAGAACUUUCCUCCAGAGCCCACAGAGAAAGCCUUCCCCUACAGUUGGCACCCUGAAUUCAGACUUCUAGCCUCUUAAAUGGUAGGAAAAUAAAUUUCUGUUUGUUAAAGCCAUCUACUUGUAGUAUUUCUGUUACAGCAGCGCUACAUAACUAAGACACCACAUAUGUGAAUAAAGCAUAAUAUAUUAAAAGCAGAGUUUUCCCCAGAAAAUUUAUUACCUCCGUUGGCCAAAUCUAUGGUUACUGUUCCUGGAACUCCUGCCCUUGGUCCAUUUCUCUGAUAUGUUGCUUUUUUAUUAUUAUUUUUUCUUUUAACAAUUUUUAUUGUGCUUUAAGUGAAAGUUUAUAAAUCAAGUCAGUCUGUCACAUAUAACCUUAUAUACACCUUACUCCAUACUCCCACUUACUCUCCCCCUAAUGAGUCAGCCCGCUCCCUUCUUCCAGUCUCUCCUUUCGUGACCUUUUUGCCAGUUUCUAACCCUCUCUACCCUCCUAUCUCCCCUCCAGACAGGAUAUGCCAACACAGUCUCAAGUGUCCACCUGAUACAAGUAGUCCACUCUUCAUCAGUAUCUCUCUCCAACCCAUUGUCCACUCCCUUCCAUGUCUGAUGAGUAGUCUUUGGGAAUGUUUCCUGUCCUGGGCCAACAGACGGUUUGGGGACCAUGACCGCUGGGAUUCCUUUAGUCUCAGUCAGACCAGUAAGUCUGGUCUUUUUAAGAGAAUUUGGGGUCUGCAUCCCACUGUUGUCCUGUUCCCUCAGGGGUUCUCUGUUGUGCUCCCUGUCAGGGCAGUCAUCGGUUGUGGCCGGGCACCAUCUAGUUCUUUUGGCCUCAGGAUGAUGUAAGUCUCUGGUUCAUGUGGCCCUUUCUGUCUCUUGGGCUCAUAGUUAUCCUGUGACCUUGGUGUUCUUCAUUCUCCUUUGAUCCAGGUGAGUUGAGACCAAUUGAUGCAUCUUAGAUGGCCGCUUGUUAGCAUUUAAGACCCCAGAUGCCACAUUUCAAAGUGGGAUGCAGAAUGUUUUCAUAAUAGAAUUAUUUUGCCAAUUGACAUAGAAGUCCCCUUAAGCCAUAGUCCCCAAACCCCCACCCUUGCUUCGCUGACCUUUGAAGCAUUAAGUUUAUCCCAGAAACUUCUUUGCUUUUGGUCCAUCCCAGUUGAGCUGACCUUCUGUGUAUUGAGUAUUGUCCUUCCCUUCACCUAAAGUAGUUCUUAUCUACUAACUAAUCCGUAAAUA